This is a messenger RNA of Pimephales promelas (fathead minnow), 1443 nucleotides long. NCBI's taxonomy places the organism in Eukaryota, Metazoa, Chordata, Actinopteri, Cypriniformes, Leuciscidae. The record is from RefSeq and is a predicted model, not a curated record.
GAUAAAGACCUGAAACAGUACCUAGAUGAUUGUGGAAACUGCAUUCAUAUGCACAAUGUCAAGCUCUUCCUGUUUCAGCUGUUGCGAGGUCUGAACUACUGUCACAGACGUAAAGUCCUUCACCGAGACCUCAAGCCUCAAAAUCUCCUGAUCAACGACCGCGGGGAGCUAAAGCUGGCUGACUUUGGUCUGGCACGAGCAAAGUCGAUUCCCACCAAGACCUACUCCAAUGAGGUGGUGACCCUUUGGUACCGCCCCCCUGACAUCCUAUUGGGCAGCACAGAUUAUUCCACUCAGAUUGACAUGUGGGGUGUUGGCUGUAUCUUCUACGAGAUGUCUACAGGUCGACCCUUGUUCCCUGGCUCCACGGUGGAAGAGGAGCUGCACUUUAUUUUCAAACUGCUCGGUACGCCCACAGAGGAGACCUGGCCUGGAAUAACCUCUAAUGAGGAAUUCAUCUCCUAUAACUACCCCCGAUACCGUCCUGACUGUCUCCACAACCACACUCCACGAUUGGACAAUGAUGGAGUUGAUCUUCUGUCGAAACUGCUGCAGUUUGAGGGCAAGAAACGGAUCGCAGCAGAGGAAGCCAUGAGACACCCGUACUUCCACUGCCUGGGAGAGAGAACUAUCACACUGCCAGACACUACAUCAAUAUUUGCACUUCAAGAAAUUCAGCUGGAGAAGGAGCCAGGAAUGAGGACGAACUCUCUGUCAGAAUCAGUCAACAGCAUAUCUCAACGGCAGAGUCUGCUCUUCUGAGGGCACGUGUGGACGACGGACGAUACGCAGAGAGGACUAAGACAAGGGAUGUCUGUUUUCAUUCGCUAGUCCUGUGGCAUUAUGUGUUUAGAAGGGGUCGCUGUAGUUGUUUACAUGGAAAGGCUGAGGAUGUUGGUUUGUGUACUUGUUUUCUUUGUUUCCACUGAUGACGCACUCCCCCCAUCCCUGUACACAUCACGAACACGUUCUUCCCGUUUGCUGUACCUUCUCGACGUGGUUGCGUCAAUCCAGCCGCUGUAAUCUACCAAUCAGACGCAGAAUGUUAUUGGAUGACCUGCUUGAGUGCAUAGACUUCAUCCUUUGACUGAAACCAAUCAACCUGUUUUAUUUGCAAUACUUCGCAAUUGUAAUGUAAAAGAAGGCGAGUUUAUGAAGGACCGUGUCAUCAUGAAUGCUGUCAAGAAGAAGCCAAGUUUCUCUAGUCUUCCAGAAUAAUAGUCCUCUUCAUUAGUGUCAUCAGCCCUCCCAUCCAAAGAUGAACAUUUAGUACUAUGCCACCACAAUCGUCAACCUUAAUCGAUCCAUUCAUUUUUUUUGUAUUCAUCAGAACAUUGAUGACAUUGACUUUGCUUUUGUUUGCAUAAUCAUUUCACUUUUAAGUUGUUGUUUACAUGUUUGUUUGCAAUACAGUUUGAUAAUCUAGACUACGGUUUCACCAAA